AUGUACGUCGUGACCAUCACGUCGGUCUUUACCGGCCUGGCGGUUUUGGUUGUCGCCCUCCGGCUAUACACCCGGAUCUACAUGGUGAAGGCUCCUGGGCUAGAUGAUUUGAUUAUAUCAUGUGCAUUGCUCUCGGACCUGGCAUUGUUUGCCUGUAUACUUCUUGAACGAAAAUAUGGCAUCGGCAUCCACUCGAGCAAACUUUCCGAAUAUGACCUCCAGCACCAACUAUUUUGGUUAUGGCUUUCGGUCCCUUUCUACAACAUGACCAUGGUCUUUGCCAAGCUCUCUGCCCUUACGCUCUUCGCCCGUCUGUUCCGUCUAUGGACGACACUGAGCGGAUUCUUCUUCUGCGUUCCUGUCCACGCCUUCUGGAAUCCCUCCGAAGACGUCCGCCUGGCAAAAUGUCUACCUGCCGCCCCUGUCUGGUUCACCAAUGCGGCACUCCAGACAUCUACUGAUCUGGUGAUAUUGGUUAUGCCCAUGCCGCUAUUGUGGAAGUUACAACUACCUAAAAGGCAAAAGUGGGGAAUACUUGUGGUUUUCAGCCUUGGAAUCUUUAUUAUUGGCACUAGUUCCGUUCGCUUGUAUCCAUUAAGCGUCAUGGUUGGCGGAGGAGACUUUAUCGAGGAAAAUGCCCAAGCAGCCCUCUGGUCCUCCCUAAGAGGGAAACGUAUCCAUCAUCUGCAUCUGCCUCCCACCACUCCACCCGCUCCUCUCCCGCAUCUUCUCAUUCUUCUUCCUCCCUAG
This is a messenger RNA of Penicillium mononematosum, 750 nucleotides long. RefSeq lists its product as uncharacterized. The record is from RefSeq and is a predicted model, not a curated record. Lineage: Eukaryota; Fungi; Ascomycota; Eurotiomycetes; Eurotiales; Aspergillaceae. The coding region runs from base 1 to 750 and encodes 249 amino acids. The transcript has 7 exons.